This is a messenger RNA of Syngnathoides biaculeatus (alligator pipefish), 3166 nucleotides long. RefSeq names its product asparaginase homolog (S. cerevisiae) (gene aspg). Gene Ontology annotation, molecular function: protein binding; asparaginase activity. Lineage: Eukaryota; Metazoa; Chordata; Actinopteri; Syngnathiformes; Syngnathidae. The record is from RefSeq and is a predicted model, not a curated record. Gene Ontology annotation, biological process: amino acid metabolic process. Bases 403 to 2361 code for a protein of 652 amino acids. The transcript has 19 exons.
GAAGAUUAAAGUGGAGUGUCAGGCAACCCAAAUUAGCCCAUGUCCGCUCAUGACGGCUAGCAAGCUAACUAGCUGAAGAGCUAGCUAACAGUUAGCGGCAACAAGCCAGCCUUAUCCCGUUACAAAAUAAACGCCAUCAGAGCACAAUACUAGCAUCGACCGACUCAAGGCACGUCGCUCCAGCGAGUCAGCCUGGAGGACCCGCCCCAUACGGGACGUCAUACGGAACACAUCCCCCCACAAACUAAACUCCGCAGAUCAUCAAAGCAACACAUUGGCUGAAAGGAAGCAGUGCAGGUCAAUAAGCAGGAGGACUCGACUGUCGUUAUUUAGGGUCCCCCUGUGACGUCUCAAGACCACCGGAGGUUUCGGCACUCAAAGCAGCAGCCGGAUUCCCUUGUCAUGGCGAAUACCCCGCCGAACACCUUGACCCGACUUGCGCGGGCUCUGUCCCACCACAAACUGGACGGGAUCGAGUCCAACGAAGUGGUCUCGCCUCGAAAUGCCCAGGUCCAUCCGUGCCGAAGGAGGCAGCUCACGAGCUGCAGCUCGUUGGACGGCCUCGCCGAUUUGGCCACUUCGCCGAGCGUGGCCGAAGCGCGCGUCCUGGUCAUCAACACGGGAGGCACCAUCGGGAUGACGCUUCUGGACAACGUUCUUGCACCCAAAGAAAAUGCAUUUGUGGAGAGUUUGCGCAAGCUGCCCAUCCUCCACGAUGAGGUGUACGCACAGCAGACCUGCUUGUAUGACUACUAUGGAGCCGAGAGCACCCUCGUCCUGCCUUUGAGUAAAAACAAGAAGAGGAUAAUCUACACUAUUAUAGAGUACAGCCCUUUGCUGGACUCUGCCAAUAUGACCACUGAUGACUGGGGAAGAAUCGGAAAGGACAUAGAGAAAAACUAUGAAAGCUAUGAUGGCUUCGUGAUCCUUCACGGCACAGACACCAUGGCCUAUACGGCCUCUGCACUUUCCUUCAUGUGUGAACAUUUGGGCAAGCCCGUUGUGCUCACCGGCUCACAGGUGCCCAUCUAUGAGAUGAGGAAUGACGGCAGGGACAACCUGCUGGGGGCACUGUUGAUCGCCGGCCAGUUUGUCAUUCCUGAGGUGUGCUUGUAUUUCUACAACAAGCUCUAUAGAGGAAAUCGAGUGACCAAAGUGGAUGCUGGGAGUUUUAAUGCAUUCACAUCCCCUAAUUUGGCUCCUCUUGCAACUGCAGAGGUUGAUAUUUCAAUUAACUGGGACACGGUGUGGAGGGCAAACACCACUGUCAAGUUUCAAGUCUCAACUGAGCUCAAUCGAAAUGUCGGCCUGCUGAGGCUUUUCCCAGGAAUAACUGCAGCCACUGUGAAGGCCUUCCUGCAGCCACCCAUGGAGGGAGUGGUUCUGGAGACCUAUGGCAGUGGAAACGGCCCAGAUAACCGCCCUGACCUGUUGGAGGAGUGGAAGAAGGCCACCGACUCUGGUGUCAUCAUCAUCAACUGCACACAGUGUCUGAGGGGGACGGUGUCUACCUCCUACGCCACCGGCAAGGUAUUGAUAGAUGCCGGGCUGAUAUCUGGUGGUGACAUGACGCCAGAGGCCUCCCUGUCAAAGCUUUCAUACGUGUUGGCGAAGACGCAUCUUGAUCUGGAUGCCAAGAAAAAGAUGAUGGCUCAGAACCUGCGAGGUGAGAUGACUGCCGACUUGGCUGGCGCCAAGUUUAGUCUGAGUGACAGUCGAUUCAUUCAGGUCGUUGCGAAGUCUUUGAGCAUUAGCUGUAAAGAGGAGCUGGAGGCCAUCCGUGAUGCUCUGACACCCUCAUUGGCUUGUGCAGCGACAAAGAUUGGUGACAUCGAGGCCUUGGAAGCCUUAAAAGAAAUGGGCAGUAAUUUGUGUCUCUGCGACUAUGAUGGACGGACCCCUCUGCACAUCGCCGCCUGCGAGGGAAACGUCAAAGUGGUGCAAUACUUGCUGACAGUUGGCGCCACAGUUUACGCAAAAGAUCGUUAUGGUGACACACCCCUGUGCAACGCUGUACGCUUCAGGCACAAGGAUGUAGUCAAGCUCCUGAGGAAGACAGGAGCCCACUUCUCCCGAGACGAGUUGGAGGAGGCAGGAACAGAACUGUGCAGCCUGGUAGUCAGCGGUGACAUGGAGGGUCUGGAAAUAUGGAGUCUUGCUGGAGCUGAUUUGAAUAAACCAGGCUACGAUGGGAAGACAGCGAUUGAAUUUGCCAAGGCUGCUGGUAAACCAGAAGUGGCGACCUUUCUCCUACACAUCCUAAACAAAAAAAUGAAGACAGCAGAAAUGAAUGAGUAUGAUGAAUAUGAUGAGGAUGAGGAGAACGGAAUCGAGUUCACCGCCUCUCCUGCAAAUAUGUGAGCCCUGGCAAUUUCAUCCAUUUACCGACUUCUGCCCGUUUCCUUGUGCGCCGUCCUCAAGUCCAUACGAAAGCACCGCUUGUUUGAAGCCAUUAACGAUGACGGUCUUCCUGUCCAACUGUGUUUUAAGUGCAGCACAGGUUUGAUUGCACAGCCCAGUGGAGUGUUUGCACAAAUUGCAAAGAAAUAUUCAAUGUAGGUGUAAAUGUACAAGGUUAGAUGUAAUGCUGCUGUAUGUCAAAACACUGCCAGGUGGAUUUUUAUUUUUAUUAUUAUUGACUACAACAAAAUUAAAGAAGUUCAGGGGCUUUUAUUUUUAUACUUAUUUUUAUAAAGACACUGAAGAAAAUUUGAUUUUAUUGAUGCAUGCGUGCAUCUACUUUGGUCAAAUACCUCCAGGAGUGUACUGCUGCCAGAAGAUGUGUUAUAAAACUGUGAAACGACUCUACAGAGUGACUGAGCCUGUUUCUCAGCCCACUGUCGAUCCGGAAGAGUGGCAUAUCUCUCUCGCUGAAACAACUGGCAAUUUUAGUUGCAGCUAAGUUUCUGUGCUCUUUGUAAUGUAAUUUAUUCCUGUUUAGAAUGCUUUCUUUUUCUCUGUUCACUUGUAUCUCUUCUUUAAGUGUUGGACUUGGGCAAUCACCUGACUGAAUGUUUAGUACCAUUCAAUGAAAUGUUUCUUGUGAUAAACAAAAAAAAAAGAAAAUGUCCUGCUGUUUCACAACUGAAUGUAUUGCUGCUUUAUUCUUUCUGAUACUGCCUCUGUUUGGAAAAAAUGCAACAGAAAUAAAUCAGAUAAAACAAAA